Molecule: messenger RNA, 420 nt
Organism: Alternaria postmessia
Lineage: Eukaryota; Fungi; Ascomycota; Dothideomycetes; Pleosporales; Pleosporaceae
Exons: 2
Coding region: 1-420 (139 amino acids)
Source: RefSeq, a predicted model, not a curated record
AUGUCACGCAUUCAUCUAUCGCUCGGAUAUGAACCGCUCAGCAACAACGCAAGGGAGAAGAUCUGGGACAAUCUGUUCAAGAAGCUACAGCAGGAUCACAAACGUGGCGGACCUGAGAUCACUUAUGAGUAUGACGCCAAGAGGUAUGUCCAAAGUCGCGACGUUCAGGCUCUGGAAUGGAAUGGUAGAGAGAUUCGGAACGCCUUCCAAACCGCCGUGGCGUUGGCUGUGUUUGAUGCCAAGUACAAAGCAAGCGGCAAAGUUCCGGAAGUGACAGAAGCCCACCUCAAGCAGGUUGUUUCGAUGUCUUCAGCGUUCCGGAAAUAUAUGACGGCAACACAUAGCGGUAUGGAUGCCUCGUCCUGGGCGUAUAAGCAUGGUAAUCGCGAAGACAAGUAUCCGGGCACGCUGGCGAAAUGA